AUGGCAAUCGAAGGGGAAACAAUUGUGUUGACGUGUAGAGUCUGGUAAGCUAUGUACGUUUCUGGGUGUUCACUAAUCCUAUCAUCGAACACCCUCCCCCCUAAACAACCACCCCUAUUUUGUAAUAUGUCGCACAUGCUCAAUUGAAAGUCAAUUUAUUUUUUAUAGAUAUUUUAUUGAUAGCUUAUUUUAAAACAAUGAUGUACUCGCCCCAAAAAUUGUUUAAAGAAAAAAAAAGAACAAACAAACAAAACAACUUAUUGAUUAUCAAGAUUCCAAUUUUUUUUCAAUUAUUUUUAUAUUUUUAAUUUUUUUUCGUGAAUAGUGAAUAUCAAACUACUACAUUUCUUCACAUAACGAGGCCAGUUAUCGGCUGGAUAUAACAUGACGAGAUGAUUGUAUGGAUUGAAUUGGACAUUUGAUUCCAUCAGCUUAAACAGCACAUAAUGUUUUCAGUCUUUUAUGUCCCCGAGUAUUUGUUGCUCCCUCCAAAACUGGUCUGUUUCUAGGCAUUAGGUGAACCGCUGUGUUCUUUAGUUACCUGAGUGAACGCUGCCAUUCUUAACAGUUUUGGCCCUUUGUUCGAACGGACGUGUUAUUGUGGUUGUUUUUUUUCCAAGAUAAUCAAUGACGUCAUUUCCGUAUCCAAUGUGCCUUCGUUCGGAUAUUUUUAUCCCGCCACUUUUUUCCAAGAUGUCGGGGUUGAAUAUUUGCUUUUAAAAACGGUAAUGUUAAUAUGUUACUCUUGCAAUGGGUUCAGAACACCACUGGCUUGACACUCUUGAGACGGUAGUGUGUCCCCAAUAAAACUGUAUACUCGUAUUCCUUAAGUCAAUCUCCCCAUGGGAAAUCAGAGGGGGGGGGGUUCUUUAACACAACGUAUUUUAGUUGAAUGUCACAAUCGAAUCACAAACUCAGCAUUUCCGCCGAUAAAUGUUGCCAUUAAAAUUCCAUUUUCACCCAUCAAGUUACCGGCCAGACGUCGCGCAGAUGUCACAGAGGGCAGUCUGGCAGGUAUUGAAGCACGAGGAUACGGCCCUAGAGGUCAUCGUUCCCGGUGACAGGCACGAGGUCAAGCAGGACAACUCGCUCACCAUCAACAGUGUGGACGUCAAUGACGCAGGUGAGCCGAAAAUUAUAAACUGGCCAGGUACAUACAGACACUGAUAGGAAGUGCAAGGAAGAUUGGUGGUACAAGGGAGAUUUGGGAGUACAAGGAAGAAAGAGGGUACAAGGAAGAUAAAAGGUACAAGGACGAUGGGAUGUACAAGGUAUAUAGGAGGGACAAGGAAGAUAAGACGCAAGGAAGAUAGGUGGUGCAAGGGAGAUUGGGGGUACAAGAAAUAUAGGAGGUGCUAGGAAGAUUGGAGAUAUCAUGAAGAUAGGAGGUACAAAUGAAGUUAAGUGGUACAAGGAAGAUGGGAGGUACAGGGAAGAUUGGUCGUACAAGGAAGAUAGGGAGGUACAAAGGAAGAUAAGGGGUACAAGGGAGAUAGGGGGUACAAUAAAGAUAGGAUGUAUCAACGGGGUAUCAAGAACUCAUAUUUUCUACUCAUAUUAAUACGUUUUAUAAAUGUCUCUUUUACUUUACUGUAAAGCAAAAUAUAUCUCCCCCCCCCCACCACCUCUUCCGCUCUUAAAAAUAAUUAGACACCAAAGAUUCCCACUGACGUUUCUCUCAGAUCAUGUCACUUUACUAAUUGCAUCCCUCAAUAUUUUGUACUCUUUUUUUAUAAAUGUUCAAUAACCACACCUUAACAUUUUACAUUAGUAAUAUUAUCAUCGAGUUUUUGCAGCUCAGUUUGACACAGAAAUUUCAGUUUUAUAGUAUAGGUACGAAUGUACAGGUACCCCAACUAUUUCAAUGUGCAGCAGCCAAAAACUCUUAGUUAUUCUAAACAGUAGAGGAUUGCCCUGUCCAUGAAACCAUAUCAAUUAUUACCAUGUCCAUGAUGACCUUGUCCAUGAUUAUUAUACCAUGUUCAUGAUUACCUUAUCUAUGAUUACCAUGUCCAUGAUUACCUUGCCCAUCAUUACCAUGUCUAUGAUUACCUUGUCCAUGAUUACAAUAUCCAAGAUUACCGUGUCCAUGAUUACCAUGUCCAUAGUUACCUCGCCCAUUCCGCUAACACGACCUAACAUGUGUUCCAUUCUCUAUGUUCAUGUUAUGCAUUACCCCCACCAGGUCAGUAUUUCUGUGUUGAUGACCGGGACUAUGCUGCCGUCUACCAGCUGGACGUGUUUCUAACUGACCACAGGAAGCACGUGAGUUAGUGGGGGGGUGGGGGAGGGGGGGUUGUUGUUUUUUUUAACUCACUCACAGUUCCUACCGUGAUGGCUGUAUAAAUCGAUAGCACAACAUGUGUUGCUUCUAGUUCAAGACUUAUUAAUAGAUUUCUCAACCAAUGUCCACAUUCAUACAUUGAUCAACCUAUGUCCAAAACAAUAUCUAUAGAUUGACUAAGCAUCUUCGAAGAAUGCAAACAAAAAUAUUAAACGCCCAUUUUAUUCUUUUUUUUAAUGUUGGCAUCGCCAAUUAUUAGAUCUUAAUAUAUCCAAGCAUAUAAGCAAGCUUAGAUGAACACCUGUGAAUUUUUAUGUUAGCUGAUGUUUUUAUCCAUGGAUCAGUACCUGUUAUAUGAUACCUGAUGUUUGUAUCCUUGGAUCAGUACCUGUUAUUUGAUACAUGAUAUUUGUAUCCAUGGAUAAUUACCUAUUUUAUGUUAGCUGCUGUUUGUAUCCAUGAAUCAGUACUUGUUUUAUGUUAGCUGCUGUUUGUAUCCAUGAAUCAGUACCUGUUUUAUGUUAGCUGCUGUUUGUAUCCAUGAAUCAGUACCUGUUUUAUGUUAGCUGCUGUUUGUAUCCAUGAAUCAGUACCUGUUUUAUGUUAGCUGCUGUUUGUAUCCAUGAAUCAGUACCUGUUUUAUGUUAGCUGCUGUUCGUAUCCAUGAAUCAGUACCUGUUUUAUGUUAGCUGCUGUUUGUAUCCAUGGAUGAGCCCCUAUGGAAAUGUUGCCUUAAUAUCUUUGCCGCCAAGUACUUUGAAGCUAAUACAGAUCAAGACGCCAAUUGCUAUUCUUCAUUUCUAGAUCAAACCUGGCCAAGACGUUCCCCAAGAAGACGUGUACCUGAUCAACAGGAACCUGCACGUGUUCACCAUGUGGGCCACGUGGUCCGACUGUAACACGUGCGACAGGUCUGGACAGAGAACUCGUGUUGGACAAUGCACUGUCAAG
Messenger RNA from Lymnaea stagnalis (great pond snail), 3235 nucleotides. Lineage: Eukaryota; Metazoa; Mollusca; Gastropoda; Lymnaeidae. The record is from the annotation of a GenBank genome assembly.